UUCUUCUUUCAUUUCCAUGGUUUUUUUUUUAACAGUACAAAAGCAUCUUCCUUUUCUCUCUCUUUCUUUAUUUGUCCAACAGAUAAAGAAUUCAUAAACACAUUUCUACCAAAUAGCUACAAAAAUUUUCACGAAUUCACAUUUCCACUAGAAAUCUUAAUCCCCUGAGCUCAAUUAUCAUAUAUACACAAACUUUCUCUCUUUUCUUCUUUCUUCAACAUUAUACUAAGGAAUUCAGGAAACACGAGAACACUAUCAAAAGCUAGAAUUUUGGUUAGUUUUCAUUCUUGGUGUUUGUUAAAAACUACCAAGAAUGAAACCUCAACAGAAGAAGAAACUAGAGUUUCUUGUGUUCCUAGUUACCACCAUUGUCUUGUUUGAGUCUUGGUCUAUUGUGAACUCAGAUCUAACAUCAGAUAGAAUUGCUCUUGAAGCUCUACGCAAAGCAGUUGGUGGGCGAUCUCUUCUUUGGAACAUCUCCAAUGGCAAUCCUUGUACUUGGGUUGGUGUGUUUUGUGAAAGGAACAGAGUUGUUGAGUUAAGGUUGCCUGCUAUGGGUCUUUCUGGUCGGCUUCCUCUGGGUCUUGGCAACUUAACUGAGUUGCAAUCUCUUUCUCUUCGUUUCAAUGCACUUUCUGGUCCAAUUCCUGCUGAUAUAGGGAAUCUUGCUUCUCUUCGAAAUCUUUACUUGCAAGGGAACUUGUUUUCUGGUGAGAUUCCUGAGUUCUUGUUCAAUUUGCAGAAUUUGAUAAGGCUUAAUUUGGCUCAUAAUAAAUUUUCUGGUGUUAUUUCGCCGAGUUUUAAUAAACUGACUAGGCUUGGAACUUUGUAUUUGGAAGAGAAUCAACUCAAUGGUUCUAUUCCUGAGUUGAACUUGAAUUCGCUUGAUCAAUUCAAUGUCUCUUUCAACAAUUUAAGUGGACCGAUUCCUGAAAAGUUAUCUGGUAAGCCUGCAAAUUCCUUUCUUGGGAAUACACUCUGUGGGAAACCUUUGAUACCCUGUAAUGGCACUUCAAGUGGUGGUGAUGAUGACGAUGAUAAUAAAUUGUCCGGUGGAGCAAUUGCUGGGAUUGUGAUUGGUUGUGUUAUUGGGUUGCUGUUAAUUUUAUUGAUUUUGAUCUUCUUGUGUCGGAAAAAGAGAACCAAAGAAGGUGGCGUUAAAGAUACUGGGGAGCCAAAGCAUGGAGAAGCUGAGAUUCCCCGCGAAAAGGCAGUGGCUCAGAGUGGUGGUAAUGUGAGCACAGGGUUUGCUGGGACAGUGACGUCAGCGGUGGCUAAAGGUGAAGCUAAGAGUAGCGGGGCUAAGAGUUUGGUGUUCUUUGGAAACACUCCAAGAGUGUUUGAUUUGGAGGACUUGCUGAGAGCAUCUGCAGAGGUUCUUGGGAAGGGGACUUUUGGGACAACUUACAAGGCAACUUUAGAGAUGGGAGUGGCAGUGGCAGUGAAAAGGCUGAAGGAUGUGACUGUAUCUGAGAGAGAGUUCAGAGAGAAGAUUGAGGCUGUUGGGAAAAUAAAUCAUGAGAAUUUGGUCCCAUUGAGGGGUUAUUAUUAUAACAAGGAUGAAAAGCUUCUUGUUUAUGAUUACAUGCCCAUGGGAAGCUUGUCUGCACUUUUACAUGGAAAUAGAGGGGCUGGUAGGACUCCAUUGAAUUGGGAGACUAGGUCUAGUAUUGCCCUUGGAGCUGCCAGAGCAGUUGCACACCUUCACUCACAAGGCCAAGCAACUUCUCAUGGAAACAUCAAGUCAUCAAAUAUUCUUCUUACUACAUCCUUUGAAGCCCGUGUCUCCGACUUCGGCCUCGCACAUCUUGCAGGACCCACCCCGACUCCCAACCGUAUUGAUGGCUAUCGAGCUCCUGAGGUGACAGAUGCUCGCAAAGUAUCCCAAAAAGCAGAUGUCUACAGCUUUGGUAUACUGCUCUUGGAACUGCUUACAGGAAAGGCUCCCACCCAUUCGCACUUGAAUGACGAGGGAGUAGACCUUCCAAGAUGGGUUCAAUCUGUGGUUAAAGAUGAAUGGACUUCAGAGGUAUUCGAUCUCGAGCUUCUCCGGUACCAAAACGUAGAGGACGAGAUGGUUCAGCUGUUGCAGCUAGCAAUCAAUUGCACUGCUCAGUAUCCUGAUAAUCGCCCUUCAAUGGCUGAGGUGAAAAAUCAAAUUGAGGAGCUUUGCCGUUCGAGCUCACAGGACACACGUCUUGACGUUGAAGAUGACAAGUCCUCCCAGCAGACAUUCUCAGUUCAUUCAGGUGCACCAUCAUCUACGUAAAUGUCUAAAGAAAGAUCACCAAUGGGUCAUGGUUUUCCCAAUUUUUAAUACAUUUAUUAUUCUGCUGCUUCAAUUGUUUGUUUAUUCUUGGGGUUCGUCUUUGAGAACAAAUUGUGCAUGUUCUUCAUUUUGGCUUCUUUUUCUUUUCUCCCUUUACUCUUGUCCAUUUUAUUUUAUUUACUCCUUUUCCGUAGCAGAGAUUUACUUUUGCACAUGUAAUUAUACCUUUCAUGUUAUAUGUGAAAGAUAGAUACCAACAUUAUUAUUUUCA
This is a messenger RNA of Ricinus communis (castor bean), 2540 nucleotides long. Its product is annotated as probable inactive receptor kinase RLK902. NCBI's taxonomy places the organism in Eukaryota, Viridiplantae, Streptophyta, Magnoliopsida, Malpighiales, Euphorbiaceae. Gene Ontology annotation, molecular function: protein kinase activity; ATP binding; protein binding. The record is from RefSeq and is a predicted model, not a curated record. The coding region runs from base 314 to 2269 and encodes 651 amino acids. The transcript is spliced from 2 exons. Gene Ontology annotation, biological process: protein phosphorylation.